Molecule: messenger RNA, 1457 nt
Organism: Lathyrus oleraceus (garden pea)
Lineage: Eukaryota; Viridiplantae; Streptophyta; Magnoliopsida; Fabales; Fabaceae
Product: UDP-arabinopyranose mutase 3
Exons: 4
Coding region: 237-1313 (358 amino acids)
Biological process (GO): plant-type cell wall organization or biogenesis; UDP-L-arabinose metabolic process
Cellular component (GO): cytosol; Golgi apparatus
Molecular function (GO): UDP-arabinopyranose mutase activity
Source: RefSeq, a predicted model, not a curated record
CAAAACACCAAUGACUAUUCUGUGUGCAUUUGGAGCGAACAAACUAGCAAACAGAAAAUGACAGAUGAUAAACGUUUGGCACCAUUCCUCGUAAACGUUGACGCUACUAUAUACAAGUAAACUUUGGCGAUGGCUUCAAUGUUCACAUAAUCUUCCUACUACAAAACCCCCCAACACAACAACAUAUUCCAACAACAACAACAAACCUUGUCUCUCUUCUCUCCCUCUCUGUAACCAUGUCAUCAUCAGUAACACCGAUUCUGAAAGAUGAACUGGACAUCGUCAUUCCAACAAUAAGGAACCUCGAUUUCUUGGAACAGUGGAGACCAUUCUUCCAACCAUAUCAUCUCAUCAUCAUACAAGAUGGUGAUCCUUCUAAAGUCAUCAAAGUCCCUCAAGGCUUUGAUUAUGAGCUUUAUAAUCGUAACGAUAUUAACCGUAUUUUGGGUCCUAAGGCUUCUUGUAUUUCAUUCAAAGACUCGGCUUGUCGCUGCUUUGGUUUCGCCAUCUCCAAAAAAAAAUACAUCUUUACCAUUGACGAUGACUGCUUUGUUGCCAAAGAUCCAUCUGGCAAAGAAAUUGAUGCGCUACAGCAGCACAUUAAGAACUUGCUGACUCCAUCAACCCCGUUUUUCUUCAACACUCUGUAUGAUCCAUAUAGAGAAGGUGCAGAUUUUGUCCGCGGAUAUCCGUUCAGUCUUCGUGAAGGUGUUCCAACAGCCGUCUCUCAUGGACUCUGGCUUAACGUUCCUGAUUAUGAUGCUCCAACUCAGCUUGUCAAGCCUCUUGAAAGAAACACUAGGUAUGUAGAUGCUGUUAUGACAAUACCAAAGGGAACCCUCUUUCCCAUGUGUGGUAUGAAUUUGGCAUUCAACCGUGGUUUGAUCGGUCCCGCAUUGUACUUUGGACUCAUGGGUGAUGGCCAACCUAUCGGUCGCUACGAUGAUAUGUGGGCUGGCUGGUGCGCGAAGGUGAUAAGUGACCAUUUGGGACUAGGAGUGAAGACUGGUUUGCCUUAUCUGUGGCACAGCAAAGCUAGCAACCCAUUUGUGAACCUUAAGAAAGAGUACAAAGGAAUAUACUGGCAGGAAGAACUGAUACCGUUUUUCCAAUCUGUUUCUCUUCCAAAGGAAUGCACAACUCCUCAGAAAUGCUACAUUGAACUCUCCAAAAAAGUUAAGGCAAAACUUGGAUUGGUUGAUGACUAUUUUAACAAGCUUGCUGAUGCAAUGGUCACUUGGAUUGAAGUUUGGGAUGAGCUUAACUUUUCUGAGGAAAACACUGUUGCAUUGCCUAAUGGUUCAGAAAAGUAGAUUCUUGAUUUGAGGCUCUAGGAAUAAGUUGUUAUGCAGGAGUGAAGUUUGAAUGUGUCUUUAUUUGUACUGUUUUAUAUCAUUUCUUCAGAUUAAUGUAUUGAAGCAUAAGCUUUAUCUAAAUGGACUUGAAUAGUUAUUUUA